AAGAAAACGCAAAAUAAACCAUAUUUUUUAUAUAUUUUGUAUUCCGGAGCAGUGAACAGAUAUCUUCCUCGCCAGGAUGCCGACCAUGAUGCCGUGCGUGACAGGAACGGGGCGGCCGCUGCACGCGGACUGCUACGACCGGCGGGGCCGCAAGAUUGGGCUAGAGCUGGAGAAGCCCAUCCGGCUGCCCAAGCCGGAGCCAAGCGAGUUCGCCUUCAAGCGGCAGCCGCGCGUCUCCAUCUGCGAGAAGCAGCUGGCCGAGGGACUGCUGCAGCAGCGCGAGGGCUUUCUGAUGGCCGGCAAGAGGUCGAGCAAGCACCGACUGCAGCCGGGCCUGCCGCCGGGCACGCUGCCGCCGGGCACAGUGGCGCCGAAGCCGGUGCGGCUCUUUCCGCAGCCGAAGCCGACGAAACGCAAGGGACUCGGCGGCGAGGCCACCUACUUCCAUGUGCAAGGCCGGCCAUGGGAGUCGAUCGGGUAUGCGACUCUGGAGAAGGAGCAUGUCGAUCGCUUGAAAUCAUCGCGCCCGCCCACCGCCGAGGAGAUCCAGGCCGAGGUGGAGCAGCUCAGGGAGGAGGAGCGCCAAAACAAGGAGGAGGAGAAUCGCAUGCGCAGCUACUACCAUGAGAUCGACGAGGCGCGACGCGAACGGGAGCUCGAGGUCCAGCGACAGAUCGAUGCUGAGGCCGAGGACGACGAUGCAGAGAAGGCAGCGGAGGCGAAGCGUCUGAUGGUGUUGCACAAGUCACUGCAGGCACGCCAUGAAAACGAUGUGCGCGUCCAGUCGGCGAUUCGCUCGAUUGGCGCUGCCAAAUGCAGCGCCAUGUGGACGGCACAGAUCGAGGAGCGCGCGAUGAUGGAGCGCCUGCAGGCCGAGCAUGACGUGGAGCAGGCGCGCAAGGACACGGCGUUCAACGAAUCCAAAUGGGGCUCGGCGGCGGAACAGGAUCUGGCGGCGCACAACAAGCGCCUUGCAUUCGGCAAUGCUGUGCGCCAGCAGAUCAACGACCAUCGCCAGCUGCGCCAUAUGGCCGAGGAGCGCCGGCGCGAGGAGUCGCGCCAGAUGCGCGAUGCCUACGAGGAGUACAAACGCUUCCAGGCGGACCACGCGGUGGCCACCGGCCAGCGGAAGAAGAACUAUCGCAACGAGCUCUUCCACUACAUCAAGCUGCACCAGGACUUUGGGCGCAUCCUGUGCGAGCAGGAGCAGCGCGACGAGCUGCGCGCCAACAAAUACGUCAUCGAGAAGGAGGCGAAGCGCCUGGAGCAGCGCCAGCAGAAGGCGGCCAUCGAUCUGGCCAAGGAGCGCAAGCGCGAGGCCCUCUACGUGAUGCAGCAAAAGAUUCUCGAUGCCAACGACAAUCGCGAGGAGAUGCGCCUCCUGGCCGAGCACGAGCGGCUCGAGCGCAAGUACCGCCUGGAGGAGCGCCAGGCGGUGGAGAAGCGCCGCCGGCAGGCGGAAGAGCUGCGCCAGGGCAAUCUGGAGGCGAUGGCCAACAUCAAUAAGCUGCGCGCCUGCUACUAUGCGCAGCGCCAGCGCGAAAUGGACGAGAUGAAGGUGGACCGGGCCAAGUACGAGGAGCAGCAGAAGAUCGAGCUGGAGAAGAAGCUCGGCCGCAAGCUCGAUCUGCACGAGGGCGUCACCGCCCAAAUGGAGGAGCACGAGCGCGCCCGUCGUCGCGAGAUCGAGAACGAGCGCCUCGAGAGCGAGAAGGCGCGCGCCAUGGAGAAGCAGCGCCAGAAGGAGAUCGACAUGGUCAUCAGCGUCAAGCUGAACGAGCUGGCCAAGAAGAAGUGCAUGCCGCAGGCGGCGCUCCAGUCGCUGACCGGUCGUGUCACGCACGCGCGCGAGCCCAAGCUAUCCGCUCACUUCCUGCCAUAGAGAGGCGGCGUGCCGUGGUGGGUGGGCGUGGCAAAUGUUUGGACGUAUUCUGGUUCUGCUUGCGUUUUUUCUUGUUUUGUGUUCGAUGUGAUUGUGAUUGGAGUGACAGCUCUUAAAGGGGCCACACACACACACAUACAGCUACCUACUCACACACACACACACACACACACAGCAGGCUGGCAUUAAAACUUGAAGCAUACUUUGUGGCGACAUUUCCUUCUUUUCUUUUCUCUUCUGUUCAUUCUUUUCCUGCUGCGGGGGCGCUUGUUAGCUGUCAACUGCAGACUUGUUAACUCAACAAGUUUUACAAAACACACACACACACACAUACACACACUCGCACACACUC
Molecule: messenger RNA, 2234 nt
Organism: Drosophila arizonae
Lineage: Eukaryota; Metazoa; Arthropoda; Insecta; Diptera; Drosophilidae
Source: RefSeq, a predicted model, not a curated record